AUGGACAUCACCAAGUUUGUCGUCUCUGGUCGGGACGCAGCGUUACUCUAUGGGGACUACGGGACCUACCAGAACCAGCUGGCCAAAAAGCUGCUCAACAGUCGCAAGAAGCUGGGCAUCGCCACGAGAAACCGCGGCAAGUUCAGCAAGAAGGGCGAGGUGACUGCCAUACAGAUUGCCGAGAACCACGAGUACAUUCACCUGCUUCUGCUCACAAGCGAGCGCGCCUGGGCCAAUGCCAUGGCCAUCAAAUCGUCGCACGCCUCCGACGCAAAGGGUGUCACUGGCAAGACCAGGUCACACAUCGUUUCUCGACUCGAAAAAGCGGCAAAGACAGCCGAACAGCUCGUCGAGCUCCUCUUGCAGUCGGCGGCUGGCGCCACACUGAACGACAAGCUCGAGUCCCGCGCUUACUCCGCCCAGAUCCGUGGUGCUGCCCAAUUCGAGAACCAACACUGGGAGCCUUCCCUGAAAAGCUAUGCCGUUGCUCGCGUUGUCUACAGCGCGAUGGCCACUUCCACCAAAGGCGAUAUCUUCAAGGAUCUCCUUUCCGACACCAUCGACCCUUCGAUUCGCUAUGCCGCCUACCAACUCAAGACGCCGCGCACGAUACCCAUUCCAGCGAUUGCCCGACGCGCAUUUCCCCAGUCCGACACUGCACUGGUGCAGCAGAUCAACGAACUCGAUCCCAAUUUGUUGAAGCAGGCUCAGGUCGAGACUGCCAAGCAGGGCGAGGGUGUCGAGAAAGCUCCCAAGACGCUCACGUGGCGCUCGCGCGAGGUCAAGAUCGAGGACGCAGCAAUUUCCUUGGCGUGGGGCAGAGUGGAAGAGGCCAAGUCGAAGCUGUCUGAACGAUGGCCUUCUCUCGUCAAUGCUGAGCCCAGAGACGUGGCUGCCGCUUACGACGACAUCCUCGAGGCGACUCAAGACGCUGCUGAUGCCACGAAGGAAGCGAUUGACGAAUUACGGUCUGAGGGUGUUUCCCAGAGCGACUCUCGAAUGCAAAGCCUACAAAUCACCCGAACUGCCGUCAAUUAUGAGAUGAUUAGUUGGCGAAUUGGCCGAAACCGCGUGCUGACGGGCAGCGACGACGGCUUAGUCGAGAACUAUAAUUCAUCGCGCAAGAAACCCGCCAAGGAGGAGUCUGGAAAGAAACCCAAGGAAGAAAAGCCUGGCCGCAAAGUAGCCAAGUUGAAGGAGCUGGUGGCCCUCUACGAAGGAACAUUGCAAAGUCUGGAGGCUGCGCGAGAGUUGCCUGGUGUAGCCAACGAUGAGGCUCUUGCCAAGCAGCUCGCGUCGACAGCGGAGUACUUCCAAGCUCUGAAGCAAGUUGCCCGCCUCCGAUCUCUUUCUAUCGCCCGCUCCCACGCCAUCAUUGGCAACAUUGUCAACGCCCUGGCUCUCAUCAAGCAUGCCACUGGCGAAGCGCAGGGGGCUGCCUCGACACUUGCCGAUGGCCUUGAGGCCAAAUCCAGCUUACCUCGUAACAUUGAGGUGUCAGGCAAGGACGCCAAGUCAUUGGAAAGCUUCCUCCAGGGCGAGCUGCAGCGAUACCGCGCACUUGUCCACCUUUCGAACUUGCUCAGGGAGUCGGACUCGAACGAGGACGACAUCAAGAGCAUUCCCCUCAUUGAGCGGCUGCGCGAGUAUCCCUCGGGAGGUAUUGACCUCGCGAACCUCGUCAACAUACCGCCCAAGCUGUCAGCUGUUCCUGUCAAGCCGAUAUUCCUUGAUGUCGCCUGGAACUACAUCGACUAUCCCGGCAAGGGGCCGCAGGAAGUUGAGCCGCCCAGCACGCCUCAGCAGAUGACCCAGAGCGAGUCUAAGUCGCAACCGCAGAAGAAGGGAUGGUUUGGUUUUGGUAGAUAA
Molecule: messenger RNA, 1869 nt
Organism: Colletotrichum higginsianum IMI 349063
Lineage: Eukaryota; Fungi; Ascomycota; Sordariomycetes; Glomerellales; Glomerellaceae
Product: Signal recognition particle subunit SRP68
Exons: 3
Coding region: 1-1869 (622 amino acids)
Biological process (GO): SRP-dependent cotranslational protein targeting to membrane
Cellular component (GO): signal recognition particle, endoplasmic reticulum targeting
Molecular function (GO): signal recognition particle binding; endoplasmic reticulum signal sequence receptor activity; 7S RNA binding
Source: RefSeq, a predicted model, not a curated record